AUGGUUUAAAUAUGGCGGCCCCCUCUGGAAAGAUGGUUCGUGCAUCGGACGACUCGAGUAGCAGUGACAACGAAGAACUUAAAAGAUGUCAGGAAGCAGUUUGGGAGAUACAAAAAAAUAACAAUAAAGAUGGGGACAGCAAUGCUAAAGGCUCCAAACGUGUUGUUGUUGCUGACCAUGAACAUGAUGGCAACGAGCUCCAGGUCACCAAGGAGUUUAGAACACAUGUUGCUAAAAAGUUAGGACAUCUUCUCGACAGAUCCAUUUCAGUGAUGCAGCCUGACACCUCAUCCCGUCUCACAUCUGCAAACUGUGAUGACGAUGAAGGGUUUCGUCUGUUUUCCACAUCUGUCCCAGGACAGAAAGCUGAUGAGACUCCAGCCCCUGUGAGGCGUCGGCCUGUUCCCAGCUCAAGUGACAGCGAUAGCGAAAUGGAGACGAGGCUGAAGGAGGCAGCAGUGUCUGUCAGAGAUCUUCUCCCUUCUUCAACAUUUUCCUCUACACAUGCACGUUCCCCAACAGAGCCCCCCAGUGUGGAAAGAACAGAGGAAAAGAUGGUGUCAGAGGAAGAAGAGGCUGUCUCUGUCAAGAAGAAGAAGAAAAAGAGGAAAAGGAAUCGAGAUGGGACUGAGAAGGGGGACUCUGCCGGUUUUGCUCCCAGUCCAAACAAUGGUGAGAACGGGAACUUGGAGCAGACAGACAUUAAAGUCAAAAGGAAAAAGAAAAAGAAGCGAGAUGGAAACAAAGAGGAAGCAUUGAACUGA
Messenger RNA from Menidia menidia (Atlantic silverside), 764 nucleotides. The record is from the annotation of a GenBank genome assembly. NCBI's taxonomy places the organism in Eukaryota, Metazoa, Chordata, Actinopteri, Atheriniformes, Atherinopsidae.